Messenger RNA from Paraglomus occultum, 1269 nucleotides. The record is from the annotation of a GenBank genome assembly. NCBI's taxonomy places the organism in Eukaryota, Fungi, Glomeromycota, Glomeromycetes, Paraglomerales, Paraglomeraceae.
AUGUCGUUAACUAGAAUACGACGAGCUGUACAAACUCCCACUUUAAAUGCUGCAAGGUCUAUCCGAUGCAACUCUUCUACAGGAUUUUCAACCACUUUAAGAUAUUAUAGCUCGAAACAUUUUCUUGGAGGUAGUUUCGGAGUGACAUUGUCGAGAAAUGAGGCAUCGAGCGCUUUCGCCCGCUUGAAUGUUGGAGGCUUGUCAAAUGUUACGCUGAACAGACACACACCUCUCAACCCAUUUCUCUUGAUGCAAGCCAGAAACUACGCUGAAAAAGUUAUCCCGGUCCCGCCGAUGGCCGAAUCGAUUUCGGAAGGGACCCUCAAGGCGUGGAAUAAACAGGUCGGCGAUUUUGUUCAGACUGAUGAAGAAGUCGCGACCAUUGAAACGGAUAAGAUCGAUGUCACCGUCAACUCGCCCGUGUCGGGUACUAUAAUAGAACUGUAUGCCGAAGUUGACACUAAUGUGACUGUCGGAGCCGAUUUGUUCAAAGUUGAACUCGGAGAUGCUCCAGCAGAGGGCGCCGCCCCUCCCAAGAAAGAAAGCGCAUCCGCAGAAGCCCCUCCUGCGCAGGAAAAAAAACCUGAAAAACCAGACGUAAGCAAAAAGGAGGCGGAAUCGGCACCACCAGAAAUAAUUUUGAAAAAACACGGUAUCAAACUUGGUUUCAUGUCUGCAUUCGUGAAAGCAGCCGUGUAUGCAUUGCAAGAGGUUGCUGUGGUUAACGCAUCAAUUGAAGGGCCGGACGGAGGUGACACUAUUGUGUACAGAGAUUAUGUUGAUAUGAGUGUUGCAGUAGCGACACCAAAAGGACUGGUUACUCCUGUUGUGAGAAAUGCACAUUUGAUGUCCUUUAUCGAGAUUGAGAAGGCUAUAGCCGAGCUAGGACAAAAGGUGAGGCUUGGAAAGGGCAUAGAGUUGGAAGCAAGAUGGCUUAUAAUUGACCUGACAAUUAAAGAUUACACUGCUCGUGAUGGCAAGAUUACAAUUGAAGACAUGGCAGGAGGAACCUUUACCAUCUCCAAUGGAGGAGUAUUUGGAUCAUUGAUGGGUACCCCAAUCAUCAAUAUGCCACAGAGUGCAAUCUUAGGAAUGCACAUUACAAAGGAACGACCUGUAGCCAUUAAUGGGAAGGUUGAGAUUCGCCCAAUGAUGUAUAUUGCAUUAACUUAUGAUCAUCGUCUUAUUGAUGGCCGUGAGGCUGUUACAUUCCUGAAAACGGUGAAAGAACAAAUAGAAGAUCCACGUCGAUUGCUACUGGACGUGUGA